This is a messenger RNA of Fusarium venenatum, 249 nucleotides long. The record is from RefSeq and is a predicted model, not a curated record. NCBI's taxonomy places the organism in Eukaryota, Fungi, Ascomycota, Sordariomycetes, Hypocreales, Nectriaceae.
AUGCCGACAGAAGCCCCCCUUUGGAUACGAAUGCGCACGGCAUUCAUGCGUUUGCUCGAGCAGAAGAGCGACUGCGCGAUAGACGAGCAGUCCCAUCGAAGAAAGUGGAAAGACAGGGGAGGAGAGAGUGCUGGGGCGUGGGCGCGAGCGAGAACGGAAACGGGAGGACGAGGACGUAAGGACGACGAUGGACGGCGAGGCAUCAUGGCCAAGCAGGAGACCUUUGCAUUGCAUCGAAAGAGUCCCUAG